Messenger RNA from Symbiodinium necroappetens, 486 nucleotides. The record is from the annotation of a GenBank genome assembly. NCBI's taxonomy places the organism in Eukaryota, Dinophyceae, Suessiales, Symbiodiniaceae.
AUGCAUGCUGCAGUGCAGUGGCGCAAACGUCAGCUCUCUGGGGCCCAGCUCCAGGCCUUGGUGGGCGGCAGCUGUAUUCUAGAUUUUGUGCAGGCUGCAACCACGGAGUUCAGGCUUCAUUAUGUUCUGAUCCAGAUGGCAGGGUUCACAAUGUCCCUGACGUUGCUGAACGUCUUGAUUGUCUUGGGCCGCACUGAUGGACAGCAGCGCUUGCGGACAGCCAGCUGGACCUUCGCAGCUUUGAUCCUCGACCUCCUUCUGGUUGCGGCACUGCACAACGAGUGGAUACGGCUUUCCCUCAGCUGGACGGGGCUGGAAUACUUGGGCCUGGUGCUCUACACAGCGGUCAUGGUGCAAAUUGGGGGUUUGCUUCCAGCUGCCACCGUGAAGCUCGGCUGCUUGCCACAGGUUGUUUCAGAUGAAUCAUCAAAGGCUUUGCUGCCACAAGUUCACAGAAGCAAGCUGCCCAAAAGGGCAGCCGUUUGA